Molecule: messenger RNA, 518 nt
Organism: Phyllostomus discolor (pale spear-nosed bat)
Lineage: Eukaryota; Metazoa; Chordata; Mammalia; Chiroptera; Phyllostomidae
Gene: DEFB116
Product: defensin beta 116
Exons: 2
Coding region: 52-330 (92 amino acids)
Biological process (GO): innate immune response
Cellular component (GO): extracellular region
Source: RefSeq, a predicted model, not a curated record
GUACAAUCUGUAUUCGGUCCCCUGCUACACAGUCCUCCAUGCUCUCAGGACAUGUCAGUCAUGAAGCCCUAUUUAAUGACCAUUUCCAUCCUUCUGAUCCUGGUCCAUAAGACUCCAGGUGGCCUGUUCCGAUCCUACUUUGGCAGGAGCCAGGAGCCUUGGGAUCCAUGUCACCUUUACCAUGGCAUGUGCAGAAACACCUGCAGGAAGGAGGAAAUUCAGUACCUAACCUGCCCCAAUGACCAAAAGUGCUGCCUGAAACUUCCCGUGAAAGUAACCAGUUCUAACAAUGUGAAAAAUAACUCCAGCCUGUCGGUUACAGACACUUAAAGCUACUUGGAAAUCUGAGUAUCACCGACCACAUGCCCUCCUGGGGUGCCCUCCCCAUAAAAAUGCAUUCCUUCUCACGUGUGUGUCUUUCCUCUGUGGGUAGUUGUCACUGGGCAGGGAAAGGUCAUGCUGGGAGCUGGAGAGCCACGGCGUUUAGGAAAGGGCACUGGCAAAAAAGAAAAAAAAAA